GCCUAUAUAAUGGAUCUUUCAGUCCCGCUACAGUACAUUCCUCUGAAACACAAUGAAGACUUCUAUCACUGCGUUUAUUCUACUGACUCUUGGAGUCACUGUCAGCUCGGCUCCUGCCCCAGAGAUCACACUUCAAGAUGAAUAUUUUGCAGAGAACUACUUGAAAAAGUUCUUCAACUUGACAGAGGAGCCGGGUAUAGUUCGCCGUGGCUUCAAUCCCAUCACUAAAAAACUGAGUGAGAUGCAGCGUUUCUUUGGACUCCACAUUACCGGGACCCUGGACAACGAGACCAUGGCCCUGAUGAAGAAGCCUCGCUGUGGGGUGCCAGACGGGAACAUCGCCCGAUAUUCCACGUUUGGAAGAGAUCUGAAAUGGAAGAAGAACAGCCUCACCUACAGGAUUGAGAACUACACUCCUGACAUGUCGAGGUCGGAGGUGGACAGUUCCAUUGAAAAAGCUCUUCAAGUCUGGGCCAAAGUCACUCCCCUGAGGUUCACCCGGCUCUACAGCGGAACUGCAGACAUCAUGAUCUCCUUUGGACGCUACUCCCAUGGAGACUACUACCCCUUUGAUGGCCCUCAUGGCACACUGGCUCACGCUUUUGCCCCUUCUACUGGAAUCGGAGGAGAUGCACAUUUUGAUGAUGACGAACGCUUUACUUAUCGCUCAAAUUCUGGCUAUGUUUUGUUUAUGGUGGCCGCUCAUGAGUUUGGUCACUCUCUGGGCCUGUCCCAUUCUGAUGACCCAGGCGCUCUCAUGUACCCCACCUACUCCUACAGAAACCCAGACACCUAUGUACUGCCCCGUGAUGACGUCAAGGGCAUCCAGGCUCUCUAUGGUCCAAACACUGAGACUUAUCCUGGAACAGAUGAGAGAGUCCCCCCUCCUCCCAGCACCCCCGAUGCAUGUGACUCCACCAUGGUUUUGGAUGCAGUCACAACGCUGAGAGGAGAAAUGUUGUUCUUCAAAGACACCUUCGUCUGGCGUAGCAGCCCUCAGAGGAACACACAGCAGCAAAGCCUCAUCAGCAGCAUGUGGCCCAGUGCUCCCUCCAGUCUGGACGCUGCCUAUGAAAGCAGACUGUCCGAUCGGGUCUACUUCUUCAAUGGUCGUCGUGUGUGGGCCUUCACUGGCUACACCCCGGUCCAGGGCUACCCCAAGAGACUGAGCAGUCUGGGUCUGCCCAAAUGGGUGAGGCGUAUAGAUGCUGCGCUCUUUGAUGUGGAGACCAGAAAGACUCUGUUCUUUGUUGGCGAUUACUAUUUGAGCUAUGAUGAAAGUAAACAAAAAGUUGAUGGUGGAUAUCCCAAAAGAGUGGAAGAGUCAUUCCCAGGCAUGUCUGACAAAGUGACAGCAGCGUUCCAGUACAAAGGUUUCACAUAUAUCUACAGUGGGCCCUACAUGCUUGAAUACAACUUGAGAACUGGCAGACUGUUCCGUGUGCUGCGAAACAGCUACUUCCUUCGCUGUGUCCAAUCUUAAACAGGAAACUGGACUAAAGGUGCACUAUGUUACUUUCCUGGUGACAUUAAACUGAUAUAUCUAGCGCUGCUGAAAGAAACAUUCAAUCUUGGUAUGUAAGUAAAAGUACAAAUACUGGAGGAAAAAAAAUACUCAAAUAAAAGUAAAAAUAUGUUAAAAAAUACGUUUACUUUUCAGUCUUGUUCAGAAAUGUAGUGGAAUAGAAAGUACAGAUACCUGCUCUCAAAUGUAGUAAAGUAAAAGUAUCCACUUAAAAAUAUACAUAUACCUAAUGUUUUUACGUAAGUACAGUAUUUGACUACUUUUACUUUAUGUUCCGCUGCUGAUUUCUAGCAUCUAGCUUGGUUUACUGGCGCCAUCUGCUGUUCUUCAUGGGAAAAGAUCUUUAUUGUGAAACUAUUCAGAGGAGAAAAGCAAGCGUAGAACCCUCCUGCACCUUUAUGAUAUGAAUGUUUUUAUACAUAUAUUUUUAUACAUAUUUUUUUAUAUGAUAUUUCCUGUGGCCCUGCGAGUCAGGAGUCUUUUAUAAAAAUUUGUUCUGUUUGAAAUGAAAUGAAAUGUUUGAAAGUAUCUUUGUGUGUCAGCAGUCAUCACUGUGGUUGCUACUGGUAUUGCUUUAUAAUAACUCCACCUUAAUUAGCCUCAACAAAGCAUGAAGGAAGACUUUAUUAAUAAUGAACUAUAGUUUAUUAAGAAAGAUUCCGACUUAGCAACUAAGGGGUCAGAGUUAGGAGUUUGGGUAUUAUUUUAAUUGAGUCUUGGGAGCUUUAAGUCAUGUUAGAAUGUUGUUCUCAUUAAAAUCAUACCCGGAGAUGUUUUGUUUCAUUAACACAUGUUUGAGUAAUAUUUUAUCAUAAGUCUUUCAAUAUAUCUCCAAAGCUCAACAGUUUCCACCCUGUGAUGUCACGUAAUGGUGGUUUUCAAAUUAACAUUUAAUUAAUUUAACAUUUAAUUAAUUUAAUUCAGUAGAGACAAUUCCAGAGCUGAAAUUAUGGCCAAAUGGCUCUAGUGAAGGUUAUGGAGUUUAAAAACAAGGUGGAGCACUUCCUGUAAUACCAUGUGACAUCACAAGGUAGAAUAGAGGAUUUUUGUGUUAAAUAUGUGUGAAUGAAACAAAACACAACUCCGGGUAUGUUUUUGAUGCCUAAACAACAUUAUAACAUAGAUCAGAAAAUAUAGUGCCUUUAAGUAAUUAGAAGUAGUUACUCUGAAUCCUUUAAACCAUUUUUGUUAUUAUGAAUAAAGUCUGUCUUCAUGCUUUAUUGCAACUAAUUAGAUGUAAUUACGAUACAGAUUUACUGUGUUAUUCUAAAAAGGAAUGUUGUUAUAGAGAUGUCAAAUAAACUUAAGUACUUUAUUAUUAA
Molecule: messenger RNA, 2847 nt
Organism: Boleophthalmus pectinirostris (great blue-spotted mudskipper)
Lineage: Eukaryota; Metazoa; Chordata; Actinopteri; Gobiiformes; Gobiidae
Product: collagenase 3-like
Exons: 10
Coding region: 53-1483 (476 amino acids)
Biological process (GO): collagen catabolic process; extracellular matrix organization; proteolysis
Cellular component (GO): extracellular matrix
Molecular function (GO): zinc ion binding; metalloendopeptidase activity
Source: RefSeq, a predicted model, not a curated record